Messenger RNA from Brenthis ino (lesser marbled fritillary), 2157 nucleotides. NCBI's taxonomy places the organism in Eukaryota, Metazoa, Arthropoda, Insecta, Lepidoptera, Nymphalidae. The record is from the annotation of a GenBank genome assembly.
AUGUUUGUAAUUAGGACACCCACAAAAGCCCCCAAGAGGGCUCAAAGCACAAGCCCCGACUCGAACAGGGAAGUGACCGCCGAGCUAAACGUGACUUAUGAAGCGAAACCUUCAACCCCACCGACGGAAGCCUAUGUGAUCGCUUUAAAUAGCAACAUAGAAACGGCCGAUCCGAUAGACAUCACUGGAUUUACGACGGAGGUGCCUGCUAAGACAGGAACAAAGCCUCAACCAAUUCGACUCAAAUUUAUGACUACACAGAGUCGCGCCGCACCAGCAAAGAAGAAGUUGACAAAAGCGCACUCUUCGCAAUCGAACUCAGGGUUAACAGAAGUGGCAUCAGCGGAUAGAGAGAAGACCUCAAAGUCUCAGGAAACUUUAAAUAAUCCAAUGGAACAAACAAAGAUCAUAGAAAGAAUUCUAGCUGAAACUAAAUACCAUGUGGACAACAUUCGUACUAACCUAAAUCAAUCUGGAAAUAUAAAACGCACAAUAAAGGAGGAAAUACAAAAAAGUACUAAAGGUCUAUAUAACAUGGUGCUGCAGAGCAUUAAGAUCAAUACAGGAGAAGCAGUAAACUACAAUUUGGAAAUAGAUAUGCGAAAACCAGAAUCGAACGAACACAAACUUAACGAAUUAUUAGAAUAUAUUAAAACACAGACCACCACAUUGGAAAGAACACAACAGGAAAUUUUGAGCCUGAGAGGAGAAAUGAAAGAGCUUAAGACUAGAAAGACCGACGAAACAAGUAACAAAAUACAAGAACCAAAAUCGCAAAGAAUAGAACAAACUGGGGAAGAUCUUCGUAGAGAAUUGAAGGAACAUAGCGAACUUUUAAGAAACAGCUUUACUAGAAUUGAAAUGUUAAGUGACAAGAUUGAUAACCACCAGAAAGUGCUUGAAGGCACUACGUACGCGAGUGUGGCAGCGGGUCGGACAGCGAAGAAUCCCCCGCAAACGACAACGCUCCACUCGGUGAUUGUCACCUCUACGAACGAAACGGACACUGGCGAUGAAGUUAUCCAGAAAUUUAAAGAUGCUGUUAAAGACGAAGAAGGCUGGAUAACAGUUGACAAGAUUCGGAAAGCAAAGGACAGGAAGGUUACGCGACACAACAAGGCUAUGUCUUCCGGCGAACGACCGUUGAGCCCUGCUAAUUUCAACCAUCACAGACCGCCAGGUCCUCGGCCAUCGGAGAUCAACCCUUCUAUAUCUCCAAUACUGGGGCGAACAUGUCCAUCGCCAGCCCGGUUAUCAGCCGUUGAAAACGAAAAGGCACGAGAAGAUACGUCGGGAGGCGGCAGCGAAUCAAGGACAGAGCCGGACUCCACCAUGCACAGGACACCUCCCAAAACCUCCAAACCGCCAGCGGUCAAGGCGAAAACCGCCAAACCGCAAGCCACGUCAAGCAAAAAUAUAAAAAUGACAACAACCGCAUCACCGUCGCCAUCAAAAAUACCAACACCAUCACCUCUACCUCUACCCUUGCCCCCCUACGUAACUAAACUAAUCAGACAAAAAUCCGAAAUUUUUCCCCCUAAAGAGGUAAUAGACAACAAAGCAGAAGCACAUUACAAUAAUAUUUUGGAAUCAAUCAACGAAUCAAAAAAUAUAAAAACGUCAAUAAAAGAAAACAUAGCCUUUCAUGCAGAAAAACUGCUCCACAUGGUAGAUGCCAUAAACUGCGACAUGACAGACCUAGCUAGAGAGGUACUAGCGGCGGUAAUGGAACGACUUGACCAGGCACCUGAAAAACAAAAACAGACCCAAGAAAUGAUGGAACUAAACACAAAGAUGGAAAAACUAAUGGAACAAGUAAUAACACAAAACUUGGACUUAAAAAAGGAAAUCUCGGAGUUAAAGGCAGAAAUAAAAGAAAUAAAGGAGGAAAAAAGCAAUACCGGACUGAUGGAGGAACUACAAAAACAGAACAUAGCAACCGAAAAAACCCAAAAACACCUACAAGAAAUAAAAGAAGACAUCAAGGCAAUACCAAUCUCACAACCAAUACCAACAGAGAAGCCAAAUACGACACCAGAAUCCUUUUUUUUUUUUUUUUUGUUAUCGCUGGGGAAACCCAUCAUGGGGACCCAUGGGGAGAAGAUGCGCGUACCGGCGCCUCCUCUCCCCCAGCCGACGGCGACGAAGAGGGUCUGC